Molecule: messenger RNA, 936 nt
Organism: Musca domestica (house fly)
Lineage: Eukaryota; Metazoa; Arthropoda; Insecta; Diptera; Muscidae
Exons: 1
Coding region: 1-936 (311 amino acids)
Source: RefSeq, a predicted model, not a curated record
AUGCUGAAGAAUCGCUUGCAACGACGUCUCAAGAUCGAUAAUGCCCAAUUACUGGCCUCUACCCUGUGUUCGGGUGAUACGAACACCAUCAAACGGGAAGUCCAAGUGCUAAUAGAUUCCAUGUUGGAACGUUAUGAACAUCAGCUGGUCGAUGACAUCGUGCAUGAGGCAAUGUUGGAGGUACACGGCUGUAAACCACCAUCGCAAAUGUUGAAUUUAUUAUGGGCCAUAUAUCGUGGCAAUGAUCAGAAAUCUUUCGAAUUAAUGAUAAAAUUCCAAUUGAAGUUCUACCACAAUGCCCUCAAACGGGAGCAGGUGCCUGAUAUGGAACUCCAACGGAUGUUUGGCAAGAAUUUAUAUAAAUUUAAAAACUCCCCAUUCUAUGGUAGUUUGAGCGGCAAUGUGAAACAGCAAAUCGAUUUUGCAACACACAAGCUAUCCUCAAACUUGCAAUAUUUGCUGUUCCAACCGUACUUUUGUCUUAUGAAUUCGAAAUAUUCCGAAUACAUGUACACUGCUAUGGGUCAGAGAAAUUUAGAUGCCUCGAGUCGUCAUGUUUGGCUGUGGCAUGCUAAAAUGAGCAUCGACAAUACUGGACACAUACAGGCCAUACCACAAGACCUAAAUCGAACGGAUACAAGUGACCUAUUAGUUCAGCUUAUGGGCAUCACAUACAAAGUCAUCUACUAUAUGAGAGCUGGCGAUAAGAUGAUUGCAGCCUGGGAACCACAAUCAACAGAACCAAUGAAUCAUCUUUGGAAUGUAGAGCUAAUCGAUGCUGAUCGUGUGGUUUUCUAUCAGGGCGAUUACAUUAUGUGUUCAACAGAUGAAAAGCACGACGGUGAGAGACGUACGGUCAGAGCCUAUGAACGUGGAACUUAUACGUUCGGAUCGAACGAAUGUCAAUGGUUGUUGGGAAAAUGUAAUCGCAGAUAA